Messenger RNA from Lycium barbarum (goji berry), 1089 nucleotides. RefSeq lists its product as uncharacterized. Lineage: Eukaryota; Viridiplantae; Streptophyta; Magnoliopsida; Solanales; Solanaceae. Gene Ontology annotation, molecular function: RNA-DNA hybrid ribonuclease activity; nucleic acid binding. The coding region runs from base 1 to 1089 and encodes 362 amino acids. The record is from RefSeq and is a predicted model, not a curated record. The transcript is spliced from 4 exons.
AUGGUUCUCAAUAGAGACUGCUGGGAAUGGAACAAGCUCCGUACUCAACUCCCAACUGAUGUGGACAACAAGAUCAUCAGACACAACUUUGAGCUUAAAUCCAACACUGAUGACAAACCUAUAUGGACAGAAACGCAAACUGGUUCAUUUAGUGUUGGUACUGCCUGGGAUAAGAUGCAACAAAGAAGACCAAAAAAUGACAUUUUAGACAAUCUUUGGCAUAAAAAUAUUCCUUUCAAAAUGUGUUUUCUCACUUGGAGAGCCAUCCAAGACAGACUAUCCAUUGAUAGCAAAGUUGCUAGUCUUGGAAUUUCUAUAGAGCCUGGGUGCUACUGUUGUAAGGGGGAUAUCGCUGGCAAUACUCGUGAAAACAUUGAACACUUGUUUUCCUAUGGAGACCUCGCAAAGAAAAUUUGGAGCUUCUUUGCAGCUGCUUUUGUAUCGAAGAUCAUCCCUCCUAUCAUUUGCUGGGAGAUUUGGAAAUCCAGAUGCAGCAGUAAGCAUGAGAUCACAAAGAAUAAAUUCACAAAGGCAAGGAUUGGAAAUUCAUGGAGUAGCUUAUGUAGAGCCAUGGAGAAUGCAGUCAACCAAAAAUCAGCAAUCAGUGUUAGAUGGAUAAAACCUCCCUCCAUGAUGGCAAAACUGAACAGUGACGGAAGCAGCAAGGAUGGCUUUAAUCUGGGGCAGGGUACUAGCAACAUGGCUGAAGCUUCAGCUUUAUUAUAUGGCCUGACAUGGUGUGCAAACAAUGGAAUCAAUUUAGUAUGGGGAGAGACUGAUUCCCUUCUACUCGUCAAAUGCAUUAAAAGAGAGUGGAAACCACCAUGGAAGAUUGCAAAAGAGAUUCAACAAAUUCAGAAUCUAGUUGAAGAAAAUGGAUUCAACAUCAGCCACUGUUUUAGAGAAGCCAACAAACUUGCAGAUAAGUUGGCUUCCUUUAGUCACAGUACUAAUGGAAUCCAAGUCUUCAACUCCUUUUCUGUGCUUCCAAGAUCAGUUAGAGGGCUAAUCAACUUGGACAAAUGGAACCUGCCUAGUUUCAGAAUCAGACCUGUCAAACCAUCCCUACUGGUGUAUGACCCACCUUGA